AACAAAAAUUUUUAUUAUCUACGAAAACACAGAUAAUUUGAGAGGAACGUGGCGGAGUUUAAGGAACGAAGGAACCAUAUGUGCGAGUAGUCGUUUCCUGACCGAAACCAUACAGUGACGCACCUCAACUUACUUCCUGUUUACAAGUCAAUCUGACAGCCAUUCAUUUUUAAAACCGAACUCAAAUCCGGUUUCUUUCAUGCAGCAUCGAAAACAUUUAAAGUCAUGAUUCCUUACACUGUAAACAUUAAACUCGCUGCACGGACUCUCACCGGGACUCUCAAUCUGCAGAACAAAACUGCAGUGGACUGGGGUUGGCAGGGUUUGAUUGCUCAGGGAUGCCACUCCAGCAUCCUCGUUAUCGACCCAAACACCGCUCAGACCAUUCAGGUCCUGGAGAGACACAAAGCCAAUGUUGUCAAGGUGAAAUGGUCCAGGGAGAACUACCACCACAACCUAAGCUCACCGUACUCCCUGCGCCUGGCCUCGGCUGAUGCCGCAGGCAAAAUCAUUGUGUGGGACGUGGUGAGCGGCAUGGCACAUUGCGAGAUUCAGGAACAUUCCAAACCCAUCCAGGGUAAGACGGCCGAGGCAGUAACACUGAACGACUGUCUCCAGUUGUCCUACAUGCCCUCGAAGAAGAGUCACAUGUUGCUGCUGUACCCCAGAGAGAUUCUCAUCCUGGACCUGGAGCUCAGCCAGACGGUCGGAGUCGUGGCCAUCGAGCGUUCCGGCGUGCCCUUCAUACAGGUGAUUCCUUGUGCUCAGAGGGACGCUCUUUACUGCCUGCACGAGAACGGCUGCAUCACGCUGCGUGUCUGCCGAUCUACUGCUCUAUCAGCGGAGGAACCAGUGGCGUCUGAGAUGGAGCAGGGAGUGCAGGAGCUGUCUUAUGAUCUGCGCUCUCAGUGCGACGCCAUUCGAGUGACCAAAACGGUGCGUCCGUACCGCGCGGUGAUCUGCCCCGUCAACGAGAACAGAGCCGCCCUGGUGGUGAGCGAUGGGCGCAUCAUGCUCUGGGAGCUCAAAGCUCACGUCGGGAAAGCAUCCAACCCUGGUUCAGGUUUGUCCCCGCUCUACUCCCCAGUUCAUUUUUGUGGGACUCCGUUGGGUCAGAACCAGAAACGAAUCCCAGACCUCUCCCUCAACACUAUGAUCGGUCCCACUCUGAUCUCGGGUGUUGAUCCCCCAUCCACAGUGGGGCAGCAGGAGGUGCAGCUGAAGUUCCUACUGACAGGGUUGUUGUCUGGUUUGCCUCUGCCUCCCUUCUCGCUGCGCAUGUGUCCUCCGUUAACCACUAAAAAUAUUCAACAUUACCAGCCGCUGCUGGCUGUGGGUUCGAGUAAUGGCUCGGUGCUGGUGUAUAACCUGACGAGUGGUCUCCUGCACAAAGAGCUCAGCGUGCAUUCAUGUGAAGUCAGAGGGAUCGAGUGGGUUAGUCUGACCAGCUUCCUGUCCUUUGCCACCUCUGCAAUCAAUAACAUGGGACUUGUGAGGAAUGAACUUCAGCAUGUGGACUUACGCACAGGCAGGUGCUUUGCAUUCCGGGGCGAGCGUGGCAAUGAUGAGCCAGCCAUCGAAAUGAUUAAAGUGUCGCAUCUAAAGCAGUAUCUGGUGGUUGUGUUUAGAGACAAACCCCUGGAACUCUGGGACGUGCGAACCGGAACCUUGCUGCGUGAGAUGGCCAAGAACUUCCCCUUAGUUACUGCUCUGGAGUGGUCUCCAUCGCACAACCUGAAAAGUCUGAAGAAGAAGCAGAUGGCGGCGCGAGAGGCCAUGGCCAGACAGACCACGCUGUCGGAUGCCGAGCAGACCAGUGUGGAGUCCUCCGCCAUCAGUCUGUUGCAGGAUGCCGAGAGCAAGGCUGAGACGAGUCAGGGCAUCUCGGCCCGCGAGCACUUCGUGUUCACAGACGUAGACGGCCAGGUCUUCCACAUCACUGUAGAGGGGAACACUGUGAAGGAAGGAGCGCGCAUCCCUCCCGAUGGGAGUAUGGGCAGCAUCGCCUGCAUCGCGUGGAAGGGAGACACACUGGUGCUGGGAGAUGUGGACGGCAACCUGAAUUUCUGGGAUCUGAAAGCUCGUCUGUCUCGGGGUAUUCCCACACACCGUGGAUGGGUCAAGAAGAUCCGUUUUGCUCCUGGAAAGGGCAACCAAAAGCUCCUGGUGAUGUACACUGACGGAGCUGAGGUGUGGGACACCAAAGAGGUGCAGAUGGUGAGCAGUAUCAGAGCGGGACGCAACGUCAGCUACCGUAUCCUAGACAUCGAUUGGUGUACAUCAGAUAAGGUGGUUCUGGCCUCAGAUGAUGGUUGCGUCCGAGUUUUGGAGAUGGCCAUGAAGUCUGCAAGCUAUAGGAUGGAUGAGCAAGACCUAACAGAUCCAGUGUGGUGUCCGUACCUGCUGCUCCCACGUGCCGCUCUCACCCUGAAGGCGUUCCUCCUGCUGCAGCCCUGGUCUGGAACCUUCACCAUGGACAUCACUCAAGUUGACUACCAAGAGAAGGACGAAAUCAAAGGCUUGGUGCAAGAACAGCUGAACUCCUUGUCCAAUGACACCAAAAACGUUUUCCAGGACCCAGAGCUCAAUCUGCUCCAACGCUGCCUCCUAGUGUCCCGGCUGUUUGGUGAUGAGUCAGACCUGCAGUUUUGGAACGUAGCGGCGCAUUACAUCAAGUCUUUCGCCCAGGCACGACAGCUGAGCGUGCCCACACCUGAUGGGCAAACACAGCCAGAAAGCUCCCUGAGUACCAACCAGUGCCAUCUGGAUAUCUGCCAUGAUAUCCUGUGUGAAAGCUCCUUCUUUCAGAGAUUCCAGUUAGAAAGAGUUCAUCUGCAGGAGGUGAAGAGGUCCAGCUAUGAACACACCAAAAAAUGUGCAGAUCAGCUACUUCUUCUGGGACAGACGGACCGCGCGGUGCAGCUGCUGCUGGAGACGAGUGCUGAGAACCCGAGCUACUACUGCGACUCGCUUAAAGCCUGCUUAGUGACAACUAUUCCUUCCUCUGGACCUUCUCAGAGCACCAUUAAACUGGUAGCCACCAAUAUGAUCGCCAGUGGAAAGCUAGCAGAGGGCGUGCAGUUGCUGUGUUUGAUUGACAAGGCAGCAGACGCCUGUCGUUAUCUGCAGACAUACGGAAAGUGGAACCGCGCCGCCUGGCUGGCAAAGGUGCGUCUGAACCCGACCGAAGCCUCAGACGUGCUGAAACGCUGGGCCGAGUACCUCUGCUCUCCUCAGGUCAAUCAGAAGUCCAAAGCGAUCCUGGUGCUUCUCUCACUGGGCUGCUUCCAGAAAGUGGGCGAGAUGCUCCACAGUAUGAGGUAUAUGGACCGAGCGGCGCUCUUCAUCGAAGCCUGUCUGAAAUACGGAGUGAUGGAAGCAAACGACACGACUAAUAAACUUAUAGGGGCGGCGUUUUCCUCCUACGCCAGCCUUCUCCACUCAGUGGGACUGCGACAGGGAGCUGCUCUGUGGGCCUCGAAGGCUGGAGGAGCUGGAGAGGAGCUUUUGGAGGAGCUGUUCAAGAACAAAGGAUCCGGCUCUGAUCUCACAGCCGGCAUUGAGGAGAAGAAGAUCAGCCCAGGCGUCACUGAAUCACUUUAAAGUAGAGAGAGGGAGAAAAGGAGUUCGGGUUUAGUGGAGGUUUAGUGUAUAAAUGUGUGUGUGUGUGUGUGUGUGUGUGUGUGUGUGUGUGUGUGUGUGUGUGUGUGUGUGUGUGAGAAAGCUUGCACUUUGGUGUUCUUUGUUCUCUUUCCAUUAAGUGCUCAUGUUUCUCUCAACCUCGUCUCUGAAAAAAAGCAUCGUAAUCAAUAACUUGCACUUUUUAUUUUUUGACCAAACAAUUCAUUAGAAUGGAACAAUAAAUAAAUGGGGUAUAAAUGAUAUAAAUAAAGUUUGAUUAAUGUUUGUGGGAAUAAAAUUAAUUGAUGAACUGGUUGAUGAUGUAAAAUAAAAGAUAAAGCAAAAAGGGUGCAGUAUUCAGUGUUUCCAACAAAUGCAAAUGUUUCCAUUUAUCACUUAUAUUAUAGCAGUUAUUAAGACUGAAAAUGUACAAAUGAUUCGCAGUGUUUAGUGUUUUUUUGUAGGACCACUGACACUAUAUUAGUUUAGUUUUGUUUAUAUGUGUUUGUGUAUUGAGGAAGAGCAGCUGAGCUUCUUUUAGCAUGUAACAAAACUCUUUCAUUCCACAGACGAAACCAAACACAUGCGAGAGCACAGAGCGACUCCACAGCACUGAUUACAACUUCAACUCUCGUGGUUUUUUUUUGUUUAAUUGCAGCAGGUUAAAUGUCUAAUCAUGAGCACAAUAAGAAACUGUUCAUCAAUCAUUAAUGCUGCUCCCAGAGCCACACUUUUCCAGAAAAGAAAUCACUUCCUGAUUUGGGAAUUCCGCCGCCUCGUGGUGUUUUAGAAGAUGCUUCUCUAAAGAGCGAUGAAUGAAGAAAUGUUGGAUUUUAUUUGUAUUUUUUUAUAUAUAAGAAGAGAUGUAUGGAAUACAGAAUGAAAGAUUUAAGCAUUUAGAAUCAGUUCUAGAGCUACUGAAUAUAGAAAAGUCGGGGAUUAAAUGGCGGAAAAAGUAAAGAAAGAAUAAAAAAAAUAAUAAUUGAAAAAGGAAACUCAACAUAAACAUGAGAACUGUGUGAUUUGGGAUUUUGUCAAUGCUGUAUCUGUGUAUUAUCUGUAUUUGUGCGAUUUUUUCCCCAAAUAGUUUUUCGGGGUUGUUCUGUGAAUAAACACAUCCCUGUGCUGUUCUUUAUACGUGAUCCAGAAACAUUCAUUCCUGCCUGCUUUUUAAUUUGUUUUUUUCAAAGCAAAUAUAACGACUGAUUAUUGUAAUAUCUGAUGUAGAAUAAUCCUGAAUUUGUGGUGUUUCCUGGUAAACAGUGGCAUGUGGUUUCACUAUGAUUUUGUGUACAUGUCUGUAUAGGAAAUGCAAUAAAAGUCUAUAAGGUUUAA
Molecule: messenger RNA, 4956 nt
Organism: Silurus meridionalis
Lineage: Eukaryota; Metazoa; Chordata; Actinopteri; Siluriformes; Siluridae
Gene: wdr11
Product: WD repeat domain 11
Cellular component (GO): cytoplasm
Molecular function (GO): protein binding
Source: RefSeq, a predicted model, not a curated record